This is a messenger RNA of Quercus robur (English oak), 3871 nucleotides long. Its product is annotated as sister-chromatid cohesion protein 3. Gene Ontology annotation, molecular function: chromatin binding. The transcript is spliced from 22 exons. Lineage: Eukaryota; Viridiplantae; Streptophyta; Magnoliopsida; Fagales; Fagaceae. The record is from RefSeq and is a predicted model, not a curated record. Gene Ontology annotation, cellular component: cohesin complex; chromatin; nucleus. The coding region runs from base 180 to 3617 and encodes 1145 amino acids. Gene Ontology annotation, biological process: sister chromatid cohesion.
ACUUAGAUCUUGUGGCUAAUCCAUGGUUCCCAAAUUUAUCAUUUGGCGGGAGAUUAUUCUCUUCCCGAUCUCUCUCUCUCUCUCUAAUUUCACUUCUAGGUCUCAAAAAUUGAAAAUUCCCACUCUCUUUCUCUCUCUCUCUCUAAAAUUGAUUUCUAGGGUUUAGCUUCUAAAGCGCGAUGGAGAAUCUAGCUCCACCUUCCGAGACCUCAACGCGUCCUCCGAAAAGACCUAGGGCUCAUCAGGGUGUCACUGAGAACCAGACCGGUAAGGCCAACGGCGACCGGACCGGCGAAGCAAAUGAGUCCGUGGACCGGGAGAGUUCGCCCGAAGAUUUCGAAGAGCUUCGUCCUAAGUCCAAGCGGAGUCGUGCCUCUGAAGGAACUUCGGCCUCGGCUCACAAAGCCAACGACCUCAGCUUGAUUGAGGUCGUCAAGGGCAAUGGGAAAUUUAUUCCUCAAGUGGUCAAGCUUUGGGUUGAGCGAUAUGAAAAGGCUCCAAAACCUGCAAUGGUUGAACUCCUGAUGAUGCUCUUUGAGGCAUGUGGAGCUAAGUAUCAUAUCAAGGAAGAGUUCCUGGAUGAGACAGAUGUUGAUGAUGUUGUGGUUGCUCUUGUGAAUCUUGCUAGAACAGGAGAAGUUGAGGAUUAUCAAAAUUCAAAAAGGAAGGAGUUAAAGAACUUCAAAGAUAAUCUUGAAUCAUUCUGGGACAAUUUAGUUCAUGAGUGUCAACAUGGACCAUUAUUUGAUCAGGUUUUGUUCGACAAGUGUAUGGACUAUAUAAUUGCACUAUCUUGUACUCCUCCAAGAAUUUACCGUCAAGUUGCUUCCUUGAUGGGCCUCCGACUUGUCACAUCCUUCAUAGCUGUUGCUAAAAUGCUCGGUGCACAGCGUGAAACUACCCGUAGACAGUUGGAUGCUGAAAAGAAGAAACGAACUGAGGGUCCUCGUCUGGAGUCACUAAAUAAAAGGUUCUCAACAACUCAUGAACAGAUAACAGUAUUGGAGGAGAUGAUGCGCAAAAUAUUUACUGGGUUAUUUGUCCACCGUUAUCGAGACAUUGACCCAAACAUUCGAACGUCAUGCAUACAGUCACUUGGUUCAUGGAUUUUAUCAUAUCCAUCUCUGUUCUUACAGGAUUUGUACUUGAAGUAUCUUGGGUGGACACUGAAUGACAAAAAUGCUGGCGUUAGAAGAGCUUCGAUCCUUGCAUUGCAAAAUCUUUAUGAGGCGGAUGAUAAUGUGCCAACUCUUAGUUUAUUUACUGAAAGAUUUUCUAACCGGAUGAUUGAGCUUGCUGAUGACAUUGAUGUUUCUGUGGCUGUCUGUGCCAUAGGACUUGUAAAACAACUACUAAGACAUCAGCUUAUACCCGAUGAUGACUUGGGUCCUUUAUAUGAUUUAUUGAUUGACGAUCCACCAGAAAUCAGGCAUGCUAUAGGAGCAUUAGUUUAUGAUCACCUGAUUGCUCAAAAGUUUAACACCUCCCAGUCUGGCACAAAAGGCGACAGCAGCGCUUCUUCAGAGGUCCAUCUUGGCAGAAUGUUGCAAAUACUAAGAGAGUUUUCAACUGAUCCUAUUUUAAGUAUCUAUGUCAUUGAUGAUGUUUGGGAAUACAUGAAGGCUAUGAAGGAUUGGAAGUGUAUUAUCUCCAUGCUCUUAGAUGAGAAUCCAUUGAUUGAGCUUACUGAUGAUGAUGCAACAAACUUGGUACGGCUUCUGUGUGCUUCUGUCAAAAAGGCAGUUGGAGAGAGGAUUGUACCUGCUACUGAUAAUCGCAAGCAGUAUUACACUAAAGCUCAAAAAGAAGUAUUUGAAAACAACAGAAGGGAUGUCACUGUUGCCAUGAUGAAGAACUAUCCAUUGCUCUUGCGCAAAUUCAUGGCAGACAAACGGAAAGCGCCGUCAUUAGUUGAGAUUAUUUUGCAUACUAACCUUGAACUUUAUUCCUUGAAGAGGCAGGAGCAGAAUUUUAGAAGUGUCCUUCAGCUUAUAAAAGAGGCUUUUUUUAAGCAUGGUGAGAAGGAGGCACUGAGAUCCUGUGUGAAGGCUAUAAACUUUUGUUCCACUGAGAGUCAAGGGGAGCUGCAGGAUUUUGCCCGUAGUGAAUUAAAAGAACUUGAAGAUGGACUUAUUGCUAAGCUUAAAGCUGCAAUCAAAGAAGUUGUGGAUGGUGGUGAUGAGUAUUCUCUUCUUGUAAAUUUGAAAAGGUUGUAUGAGCUUCAAUUGUCAAGGGCUGUGCCAAUUGAGAGUUUAUAUGAAGAAAUUGUCAUGGUCCUCAGUAGUUUUAGAAAUAUGGAAGAUGAGGUUGUCAGUUUUCUUCUUCUGAACAUGUAUUUGCAUUUGGCGUGGUGUCUGCACUCCAUUGUAAAUAGUGAAACUGUGACUGAAGCAUCUUUAUCUUCACUACUAUCUAAACGCAACACGUUUUUUGAGCAACUAGAUUACUUUCUUAACAACUUUUCUGAAGUGGAGGAAAUGAGUAAACAUGGAAAUCAACUAGCUUGCAGGGUUUGUACUAUACUGGCCGAAGCAUGGUUUUUGUUCAGAAAGACAAAUUAUAGUUCAACAAAGCUGGAAAGAUUAGGAUAUUUUCCAGAUACAUCUAUUCUUCAAAAGUUCUGGAAACUUUGUGAACAACAGCUCAAUAUUUCAGAUGAGACAGAAGAUGAAGAUGUGAAUAAAGAGUAUAUUGAGGAGACAAAUAGAGAUGCAGUCAUGAUUGCUGCUGCAAAGUUGGUUGCUGGCGAUGCAGUUCCGAAGGAGUAUCUCGGUCCAGAGAUUAUUUCUCAUUUCGUAAUGCAUGGAACAGGUGUGGCAGAGAUUGUUAAGCAUCUGAUCACUGUGCUAAAGAAAAAAGAUGCUGACCUUUCCAAUAUCUUCUUAGAAGCGCUGAAAAGGGCCUACCGUCGGCAUAUUGUAGAACUUUCCAAAAGUGAUGAGGAACCCUUGACUAGCAAGUCUUUUAUAGAAUGUAAAGAUCUUGCUACUCGGCUUUCUGGAACUUUCAUGGGUGCUGCUCGGAACAAGCACAGGUCAGACAUCUUAAAAAUGGUCAAGGAUGGUAUUGAUUAUGCUUUUGUAGAUGCUCCAAAGCAGUUGUCAUUCUUGGAAGGCGCUGUGCUCCAUUUUGUAUCAAAACUUCCUACACCUGAUGUGCUUGACAUUGUAAAGGAUGUUCAAAAUCGUACGGAGAAUGUAAAUACAGAUGAAGAUCCAAGUGGCUGGCGCCCCUAUUACACAUUUGUUGACAGCUUACGUGAGAAGUAUGCAAAGAAUGAAGGUUUGCAAGACGAGAAAGAAGGGGUAUCUGUCAGGCGCAGGGGUCGUCCUCGUAAGCGGCGUAAUAUAGAGGGAAAGAGACUUUUUGAUGAGCACAAUUCAAGUGAAGACGAGGAUUCUAUCAGUGCUUAUGACCAAGAAGACGCUCAAGAUGAAGAAGAGAAGCAAGAUGAAGAGGAAGAGGAAGAUGCCCCUUUGAUAAAUUCAAUUAGGUCAUCCAAGUUGAGGUCACUGAGGCUUUCAAGAGAGGAAAACAAAGGCCAGACAAGGACAGGAGAUUCAGAAAGAGCUGCAGAUAAUUUAGCUGCAUCAAGAACAUCAGGGGCCUCCAGCUAGUGACUAAAAACUUAAACUUGCACGUUUGUAUACGUAGGACAGCACUACCUUAGGUAAAAGUUUGUAGAAACAGGUUGUGAAGCAGUACCAUUUUUUCAAUUUUCAGUUUAGAGGAUGUUUAGUAUCCUUAGGCUUUUUCUUUUAUUUUGGGAAGGGGGGAAGGUGGGGAUGGGAAUUAACCUUGCCCAGUGAGGAAAUUUGUAACAGUACAAAGAUCCUCUUGUUUAAUGCCAUAUCUUAAUUUGGAUUGCCUC